This is a messenger RNA of Exophiala dermatitidis NIH/UT8656, 1626 nucleotides long. RefSeq lists its product as uncharacterized. The record is from RefSeq and is a predicted model, not a curated record. The transcript has 3 exons. The coding region runs from base 135 to 419 and encodes 94 amino acids. NCBI's taxonomy places the organism in Eukaryota, Fungi, Ascomycota, Eurotiomycetes, Chaetothyriales, Herpotrichiellaceae.
CACUGGUACAUGUCUCAAGUUGAUUUGAACUUGCUAACGACGUUUCCCCAUGACCGACUGGGUUUGCGUAACAGCAUAGAGUCUUGCUGCAAUAUGGGAAGGUGACAGACGAAACAAGCGGCAUCUCUGCGGACAUGGUGCUCAAAGAGCUUUUCUCUCCAAGGAGAGACAAGUUCGACGACUUUGAAGACCCAAAGGCGUUCGACAAGGACGACUGUCUAUCCUGCCGAGUUCUAGGGUCGACUGCUCUUGUUUCUCUGGGUGGAUAUACAUAUUACUCCGGCAUGCAACAACUCCGUCUCCAACGAAAAGCCAUCGAGCUCAGCAAGUCAAAGUACAAAUAUGGAUCUCGACAACUAGGAAUCCUCUGUCUCUCAGGCAGUCUCUUUGGCUUGGGCAUCUACCGAAUGUCCAACUGAGAAGAGACUCCGGCGCACAUCUCCUGACACAAUAGUGUCUGUCAAGCAAACAUACACGGAACUGGAGAUGAAAUGGCGGAUUGGAAUCCACGCCAUCGAUUAAUCUAGCCUAUUGGCCCUGAAAUCCUCCCCUCGAAUUCAAUCUUCGGACGACAGCCUCGAUCUAGCAAUCCUAACACAAUCCGAGACGAGAGCAUAGCUCGCGGGAAUGAACAAAAAUUCGCUAUGCUGAUGGUUCAUGUCCUCGUAAGAAUCUGUCCCUUCCACCAUGGAACACAGUAUGACCACCAUCUGUUCACUGUUCAAACCUCCCCCCUGUUGGUGACAUUGUCAUGAAAGUCGACCUCGUUUGCUGCCGGGAAAUCCAUCUUUGGGUCCAAUAUUUGAUAUGUCGAAGAAAUCAGGGAAUUGCAACUUUCGUUUCGUACCGGCGUUAAACGUAAAUUCUCGGUUAGAUGGUCUGGCACCAUGGCGUUGAUUAGUGUGUCUGUGUGUUGGCCGUAGUCCUCGGUUGUUGACUACUUCUAGUCGGAUAGGAGCAUUCGCCGAAGAUGACGACGAUGGAUCCGGAUCGGCUUCCUCGGAGUCAGGUGUUCCUUCAUCGGUCUGCAUUCGAUCUGUAUGUAAUGGCGUCGGGGCGCCGGUAAAUUGGAAGAUUGGUGUCGAUGCAGUCUGCUCGCGAAUAGCCGGACUAGGAACGUCCUCUGUCUGUGUUGCAGAUUCGGCUUUGUUGCUUCUGCCACGAGUGGUAGCUUGGUCGGCCUGAUGUUCUCUCGGAGAGCCAUCGUAUCUUUCCGUUGCCCACUGUCGGACUCGCCAACCCUCGCCAUCUUGCAACCCAAUAUUCUCAUCGUCCAUCCAACUCAAAAGAUCUGCAAUUGCUUCUUGGUAGCCAGCUUGUCGACUGAUGUUUUGGUCCGUGACCGCCGACUUAUAAAGAUUCGUGACUGAGAGAGCAGCAUUGCGGAAGGCUUGAAGAAGUUCUACAGGUGGCGGAGGACGAGCGGAAGGUAGCGAGGUAUUCAGAGAUCUCAUCGAGUCCAUGGUGACAGAUUCGACCAGCCCGUCGAGUCUUCAGCUGCGGUUGAAUUGUGUUGUGGUCGAAGUAAAGACGCUGUUUGCUUUGAAAGGGAAUGGAGGGGUUCCGUUGCUAGCGCCGAGGCAGCUCGCCAACUUCCGAAGUGUUUGUGUCUGAGGCACGAUAAAG